AAUCCUAUAUCAAUGUUCCUAUGACAACGAGGCUAUCGAUGACAUCAAAACCACGGUGGACUUUAGUUCCUUCAGGUGAUCCAGAGGGAGUGACUCUUUCCCUGAACAGCAGAAACGUGUGUAGACAUGGCAAAAUUUUUAUCACAAACUCAGAUUGAUGAGUUCAAAGAAUGUUUCUCGCUUUAUGACAAGAAGCGAAAGGGGAAGAUUGAAGCCAAAGACCUUAUUACAGUCAUGCGCUGUCUGGGUACAAGUCCAACAUAUAAUGAAGUGGACAGACAUCUGCAAAUCCACAAAAUAGAUAAGACAGGGGAGUUGGAUUUUUCUACAUUUCUUACCAUGAUGCACAGACAGAUGCAGCAGGAAGAUCCUAAGACUGAAAUUCUGGAGGCUAUGCGCAUGACGGAUAAACACAAGAAGGGCUACGUUCUGGCCUCUGAACUACGGGCCAAACUCACGGGCUUGGGAGAAAAGCUCACUGAUAAAGAAGUGGAUGAGCUUUUCAAGGAGGCUAAUGUUGGACGUGAUGGAUUUGUUUAUUAUGAGGAGUUCACCAGAAUGGUCACACUUCCUACAGUUGACUACUAGUGAAGAAGAGUGGGUCGGCCCCUUGUCCUGAAUAUUGCAAUUAUUUGCUAGUAAGAACUAUAUAUUUUUGUUCUGUGUAUACAUUGUAUAUAAAAUAACAGUUGAUUAAAUUACAAUAAAGAGCUCAUAUUUUGAUAUACAGCUUGAUUCAAGUGUUCACCACUAGAUGGCAAUCAUGAAAUAAACUAAAUACAUGUGGCAGUA
Messenger RNA from Puntigrus tetrazona (Sumatra barb), 792 nucleotides. It is a transcript of the gene calml4a, whose product is annotated as calmodulin-like 4a. Bases 127 to 588 code for a protein of 153 amino acids. The transcript is spliced from 5 exons. The record is from RefSeq and is a predicted model, not a curated record. Gene Ontology annotation, molecular function: calcium ion binding. Gene Ontology annotation, cellular component: myosin II complex. Lineage: Eukaryota; Metazoa; Chordata; Actinopteri; Cypriniformes; Cyprinidae.